Messenger RNA from Dimorphilus gyrociliatus, 1089 nucleotides. Lineage: Eukaryota; Metazoa; Annelida; Polychaeta; Dinophilidae. The record is from the annotation of a GenBank genome assembly.
GGUUAUAACCACGGAUUAGAUUUAAUCAGUAAUAAGUGCGCAAAAUAUUCUUCUUAAAAAAAAGACGUCAAACAAGAGUAAUAAACACAAAUUCACUAUGUUAAAUGAAGAAUGCGAUAAAAAAAUUAACGAAUUAACAACUGAAGUAAUAGAUAUCAGAGAAAGUAUUGAUAUAAUUUUAAAAGAUAUUGGCGAAAUACCAGAAUAUACCAAAGCAACUGGUGAUGUUGUUCAAAGUUCAAAUGGAUCGAUUGAAAAAAAUCUUUUACCCGUUUUUUGUCAAGAAAUUGAGAGAAAUGACGAAGAGAUUAGAGAGCCAAAGACUACAUUUAGAGCCUUUGAAAAGAAGAUUCAUGAAUAUAAAGAUAACUUAUCAUCAUUGAAAAAAGAAAUUAUUAUGAAAGAUUUAAUUAUUAAAGAACAAAGAUUACUAAUUGAAAAUUUACGUAAUACUUCCUACGAUGGUACCUUAAUAUUUAAACUGGACAAAUUUGAAAGUAAAAAGAGACAAGCCCAAAUGAAUAAACUGACGAGUUACUAUUCUGUUCCUUUUUAUACGAGUCGGACAGGUUAUAAAAUGUGUAUACGAGUUUAUCCUAAUGGAGACGGAAAUGGUCGAGGAACACAUUUAUCAGUCUUUUUUGUUGUAAUGAGAGGAUCUUUCGAUGCUCUACAAAGAUGGCCGUUCAACAAGAAGGUGACUUUUAUUCUUUUAGAUCAAACUGAUCGGGCUGAGCAUGUUACUGAUGCAUUUCGACCUGAUCCAUCUAGUAAUAGCUUUAAAAGACCUACAACUGAAAUGAACAUUGCAAGUGGCUCUCCAGUUUUUAUUUCACAGACCAUUUUGGCUCAAAAGAAAGACCAAUACUUGAAGGAUGAUUGCUUAUUUUUAAAAGUUUUAGUUGAUACAUCAUCUGGAUAAGUUUUACAAGUAUUACUUAAUUACUGUUAAUGAAAUAUAUAUAUUUAGUUAUACAUAUCUAAAUAUAGAAAAUACACAAAAUAUCAAAAGAGUUUAGAGUUUCUUUUUUAACAGCAUGCAUAUACAUUCUUAAUUGGUUGCUUUUAAUAAGGCAGAUAUUUUCUGUG